AUGCCACAGAAUCUCCCCAAAAAGUCCUCGAGUCAGGGCCAGUCCAUCUCGUUGCCUCAGAACGAGCAGUUCUACACGGCGGACUCCAUGUGGGUGAACUUGGGUGAGACGCCGGUCUUCAAGGGCUGCACCAAGUGCUGGUCCCUUGCCAAGUGGCGUCAGGGCGUCCACACCUACAGAUCCGAGGGUCUCAGCUUCAUCAAUGUGACCAAGAGAAUCAACGUCCACAAGAAGGAAGUCUACUGGGACUUGGAUGGCACCCUUACUGGCACUCCCAAGUCGUACACGACCUGGGCUGAUGCGUUCAACUUGGGCCAUCCUGGUUGCAAGUAUACCCACGUGAACUUGAACGUCACCGACGACGGCGGCUUGGAAGAAACAACUUGGUACAGUGACACGGACAUGUGGACAGACGACCCCUCCAUCUUCAAAGCCACCCUUGAAUUCCAGCAUCGGCUCCGAAACAACACCUACAUGACCUGCACCACGCCCAUCCGGAAGCUGAACAUCGCAUGGCCUGAGCCGCAGGAGGCAGCCGAGCGUUCCGGGGUCGUCGGACUAGACCAGCGGUAUUACAAUAAAGCUUCACAGCCUGAGAACCGGAGCAGCUUCCAGUGGAGCUGCAAUGGUAAUUACAUGUGUACCGGACCAACAGAGCCAACUGUGCAAGGCCAAAGAACAGUCUGGGUUUUGGGUGUUCGUGUCGAAAGCUCGGAGCCCCGGCAGGAAGAAGCACCCCCACUCGUCGUAACAGCAGGCAGAGUUUUUGACCUGUACGUAGCUAGCUUAGUAGAAACGUUGGUACUUACUAGUGAUACUAGUGAGCAGAAUCAAUAUUUGCACUUCCUGCAGACUUGA
Messenger RNA from Symbiodinium necroappetens, 858 nucleotides. The record is from the annotation of a GenBank genome assembly. NCBI's taxonomy places the organism in Eukaryota, Dinophyceae, Suessiales, Symbiodiniaceae.